Molecule: messenger RNA, 3681 nt
Organism: Sporothrix schenckii 1099-18
Lineage: Eukaryota; Fungi; Ascomycota; Sordariomycetes; Ophiostomatales; Ophiostomataceae
Exons: 4
Coding region: 1-3681 (1226 amino acids)
Source: RefSeq, a predicted model, not a curated record
AUGGCUCACCGAGGAAACGACGAUUCACCCAGGGCCGUCUUUUCCAACAAAGAUGCUCCAGGAACAGUUAAACAAGUUGUCAUGCCACGGUCGUCUGUGCCGGCGCUCCGCAUCGAUACCUCUCAGCCUCCAACGGAGCCGAUUCACAAUCCCUACGCCGGGUUUGAACUCACUCUGCAGCGGUAUCCUCUACAAGACAAAACACCGACAUCAUCACGACAGCUGCACAGCCACCGUUUAGGAACUCGAAAACAGCAGCAAAAUCAGCACGACGACCGGCCCGACCAGACGCACCAACAGGGACAGGGCGAUCCACAGCAGCACCAGGCAAGUCAGCCGCUCCCAAAGGAGUUCUACUCCCGAAGGCACCAGAGGCUUCAAGCACAAAAUCCACAGCAUGUCAUUCGGGGGCCGGCCUGGGGCAAGAUUCGUCGGGAAGACAAGUUUCCGCCACCGGUGCGUCCGGCUUCGGUAUCCCCUCAUCCCGAUCAUUCUAUGUACCCGUCGUACAAAUUCAUCCAGCCAAAUUUUGGAAUCGUGCACGAUUAUCAGCGACCGCUGCAGACGCCCGCUACAGCAAUAACGAGGCCCAGCCACACAAUAUUAUCGCAGUCACACUCUGGUCCCGGCUCCGAGCCUCUGACCGCCAUGUCGCUGGCAGCCGGAGAAUCGCUGCCAUUCCAGCUCAGAAGCCCUCUUCCAGCUGAGCCAGUUCCACCGAAACGAAGUCGUUCUUCUUUGCAAGCUCACGAGGCCUACUCUCGACCACUGCCACUUCGUCAGCAGAUUGUUUCAAAGCGACAAAGGCGGACGCACAAGCAUCAAGGAGCCCAACGACAGGCGGCGUACCCGAUUCCCACGCCCAAUCCAAUGCAGCAGCACCCUCGUCCUCUUCCUCUGCCGCCGCCGCAUUCAUCCUCCAGCGCUGGAUCCGGAUAUGAUGUGAAAGAAACGAUCCUAGACUUUCCAAUGCCGCCUCCACCACAUCCGUCAGCCAACUUCUUUCCUUUCCUUAGACCGGCGCCAGCUUCGCAGCCACGCGCAAGCCCUAGAACGAAUGUCAAACCAUUGUGUCCAUCCCCCCAUCAGCACUGUGAUGACAAUGGUGCAGUCUUUCCCGAAGCUCCGGUGUCUAGCCACAGCCCCAUUCCGUAUGCAAACAGGGAACCCAGGGUUACCAGCGUGGAAGGCGAGGUUGGGCCACGUACAGCAUACAAGGCCGGUUUCAAAGUCCCUCGGAUCAACCUGUCUCAGAAACUCCCACAGGCCAGUGGAUCCAUCACACCGUCCAUGGUCACGCCAAAAGCUUCUGCUUUCGCCCAUCACAGUGUCAGCUUUGGCGGUCGCGAGGAGAGCUAUUCUCAUGGAGUACAUAUUUCUCAAGAGGAGAACAUGUGGGAUGCUGAAAGCGCAAGUGGAGAAAACAGCCGUCAGCACGCGCAUAGUAAUUCCCAUGCCGACACAAUGACAGCAGAUAUCAGCUCAUUAACCCUACCAUAUGGUCACACAACCCCAGUCGUUCAACUUCUCAACAAGUCUCCAUUUGUUGAUGUCAUACACGGCAUUCUCGCGGAGGCUCGCACUGACACUUUUCCCCUACCAGCCAUUCAGUCGGCAAGGCCGCAGGGAGAAGUCGGUGACUUUCAACAGUCUUUGGACUCUGCUCUCCUGUUGUCUCAAAACAGCGCUUCGCAGCCAACUGUGUCUGCUAUGUCUUCCAUUAACCAUAGGCCCUUGUUUCGACUGCCGCACGCCGAGCCUCCCAAUUCAUCACAUCUUGCGUCCUGCGUAGAGAAAUACUCUACCCACAUCCAGGCUCUUUAUCACAUCCUGCCACCACAACGCCUCGGCCAACUCGUGGGUAGUUUCCUGGGGCGUUCUAAGACGGCUGAGCGACCGCAAAAAAGCAUCGUCGCGGACCUAGUCCCGUUCCAGGCACAAGUUGAGCUAGCGAUUGAGUAUCUUGUCUUUGCAUUGGGAGGACUUUGCUGGGCCAAGUGGGACAAUACCAUAUUUGACUCUGGGCCUGUAUUCUCAGAUCGGGCCACAAACAUCCUUUAUCAUCUGUCCGGGAAACUAGCUGCUGAAAAACGUAAACAAGCCUCCAGUGCUACUACGAACAGUACUCACGGUUAUCGGCCGGCAGAGGCCGCAGGCACUUCUACAUCGGCGCCGGCUCCCACACUCGACUUAGCACGGGCGUAUCUUUUGGCAGCGUUGCUAUGUGGACAGCUGGCACGGAUCCAAGAUGCAGCUGGCCACGUCCGGAACGCAGGCAACAUUGUCCAUUUUCUCAUCCAUCGCCCAGGGGGUGAAGGAGGACACGGCGCCAUCCAAGGCUUCUACGGUCUGUCCCUCAUUGACUACAACCAGUAUCCACACAGGCUUGUCGAGGACGAACGGCAGCUGGUCGCCCUCUACUGGACUUGUGUGCAACUUGAGUUCGAGAUUAAUGCGGAGACGGGACAAACCCCUUCUGAGCUUCUUCGGUAUCAAGCCAUGGUGCCAACACCAGAUUCUGAUAUUUUGAGAUUUCCACAUGAUAAAGGCGACGACACCAUGAUGGCCGGCAUGGAGGCAGUCGUUGGUGGUCAGACGGAGAGCGAGACCGAGAGUGAGCAUGUGGCCAUUGGCGGCUUCAAGAUGCAGACCACCCUGCGAGGUCACCUCAACUGCAUCUACGGUGAGGCACACGGGGACAACGGUUUACCAACCCAAGAACAAAAACGAAAAAUCGACACGGCUGUUGCCAACCUCCGGCGCCAGUUCGAUGCCGUCUUGUCAGGCCGUGCAACAUUGCCCCACACAGAAACCAGUGUCCGGACGGCUCGCGCGUGCUCCGCCUAUUGGGAAGCCAGGUCCUAUGGUGUGCUCUUCAGCCUGCUCAAGCCGCAGCAACAUGUCGACAUGGAGGAGAUGGCCGAGGUUGUGUGCAGUAUGACCGAGACGAUCAGGGCGUACCAUGGCCUCGAGAGCGACCGUCUCAUACUGCCCAACGCAUUUGGGACAGCUAUGCUCCAAUGCCGCUACUUGCUGCUCCUUUUCGCAGCCUCCCGCGCACUGCCUGCCCUGGCGGUCUUUGUUGACGAUGUCUCCCUACGCGAGCUGAUUGACCACACACUGCUGUCGUUCCAGGAGCUCCUCAUGUUCCGGGACAUUCUAGAAGCGGCUCGGCAAGUGCUGAGAACAAUCCGAGCAAGACUGCAGCCGCAUGGAGGGAGCGGCCCCGUAUUGCAGCCAGACCCUAGCACCAUGCCCGAGCUCUCCCUGUAUUGCCCACCAUUCAGGACAGUGCCGGGGAUCGCCUCAAGCAUUCCAACGGCCAGCACGAUGGAUUCGUUUAUCUCAUUCCCGACCCCCAACUCGCCCCACCUUUUCCCGUCCUCUGCUUUCACGUCUCCGCAGCAUUCGCCCAGCAUCUCGGCCACGUCGUCUUCCCCGUCCCCACGGUCGGCCACGUUUGUGCCAGGCAGCCUGCCAUUCCGGCCUGAGACCAUGGCCAUUCUCGCCCCAGCAUCCGGCCCAGGACCCAUAUCGCCGGGUGCCGUCUAUCCGCGUCCUCCAAAUGCGGCACCGCCAGUCAACGCCUUGCCCAUCCAGGCGAACCGGGUAGCGGCCAACACGGCCAAUUUUGACGGCUUUGCCUACCAUCUGGGUCUGUCUCUCUUUGGACGAGGUUGA